UUAUGGGGGUGAUGGGGACAGACCAGGAGACCCUUUCUCUAGGGAGAACAGAGACAGUCCUGUCCCAGCCCCCACUAUACUUUGCCCAAGUUCCAACUCCAUUUCCAUUCUGUUUACUGUCCAAAGUCCCGGGGUCAGGACAUGCCAGCAUAGAACCUCUUGGACAUUCAGACACAUGGGCUCAGGGCCCUCACUUGGACCAGCCUCCUCCCCUCCUCUUCUCUCCUGUCUAACACCACCUGCCCCACUUCUCCCAGCCUGCUUGAGGGACCCGGGAGUCAGCUCUUCACACCUUUAACAGCCCAAACUCACCUCCAACCUCAGACUCAACCCAAGCUGUCUCCUCCACCUGCCCUGACCCUGCCUCCAGUCCCAUCCUCAGCCUCCACCUGAACUAGCAUUUGAGCAGGAGCACCAGCCCUGAACUGAGCCCCAGCCCUGAGAGCAGCCUCAACAGCAGCCCAGGCCCAGCUCCUGCCCUGGGCCCAGCAUGGCGAAGGACUUUCAGGACAUCCAGCAGCUGGACUCUGAGGAGAGCGACCACCAGCUCAGUGGGGGUGAGGGGCCAGGCACCUUUAGGCACAAUCCCAGGAGAGAAGAUGCAUUUUGGAAAGGGACUCCUGCACCCCAGCCCCUUCUGCUGCAGAGUCUCCACCCCAGGCUCUGGCUCAAUCUGCUGGUCCUAGGCUUCAACCUCCUGCUGUUGGUGACCAUCUGUGUGAUUGGGUCCCAAAGAGCACAGAUGCAAGUGGAGUUUUGGACCCUAAAACAAGCUUUCAGCAACUUCUCCUCCAGCACCCUGGCAGAGAUCCAGGCUCUCAGCUUCCACGGAAGCAGCACAGGUGACAGAGUGACAGCUUUGGAAGCCAAGCUGGAGAAACAGAAGCAGGACCUGAAAGCAGAUCAUGACACCCUGCUCUUUCAUCUGAAGCACUUCCCGUUUGAUCUGCGCAUUCUGGCUUGCCAGCUGGUGUUUCUGCGAAGCAAUGGCACAGAAUGCUGCCCCAUUAACUGGCUGGAGCAUGAAGGCAGCUGCUACUGGUUCUCUCGCUCUGGGCUGACCUGGCCUGAGGCUCAGAAGUUCUGUGAGGUGGAGAACGCGCACCUGGUCGUCAUCAACUCCAGAAAGGAGCAGAUUAUCCACCCGCAAAUGUGGGACUGCCCGCUUCACCAGUGGCUGCCUUGCUAUGAGUCCUCUCCACCCAGCUGUUCCUCUCUGCCCCUCCUACCAGUCUGGAUGAAUGUUUUUUAUUUAACUUCUUGGUUGCCAAACUUUCAUACAGUUUGAUUUUCAGCAGUUCUGUGGGGUUUUUUGUUUUUAAAUUUGUUGUUGUCCUUCUUUUGGUUGUGUGAGGAGGCAAAAUGUUUCUACCCUACACCUCCAUCUUGGCUGAACUCAUUCUUUCUUUUUAAAAUUGAGAUAUAACUGACAUAUAACAGUUUAUAAGUUUGAGGUCUAUACAUAUUGGUUUGAUACAUUUACAUAUUGCAAUAUGAUUACCACACUAGCAUUAACUAUUACCUCUUUUGUGUUAUAUAAUUGUCAUUUUUUUGUUCCCCAAUGUUUAUUGUUUUUUUGGCUUUUAUUUAUUUAUUUUAAUAUAUUUUUUAUUUUAUUGAUUAUGCCAUUACAUUUGUUCUAUUCCCCCCUCUGUUCCCCUCCACCCUGCACACCCCUCCCCCACCAUUCCCCCCCUUUAGUUCAUGAACACGUGUCUCAAGUUCUUUAGAUUCUAUAUUUCCCCUACUAUUCUUACCCUCCCCCUAUCUAUUUUCUACCUACUGUCUAUGCUACUUAUUUUCUGUACCUUCUCCCCCUUCUCUUCCUCCCACUCCCCUGUUGCUAACCCUCCAUGUGAUCUUCAUUUUUAUGGUUCACUCCUGAUCUAGCUGUCCUCUAAAUUUGCUUUUGUUUUAGGUGUUGUUGUUAAUAACUGUGUUUGCUGUCCUUUCACUGUUCAUCUUUUUUAUCUUCUUUUUCUUAGGUAAGUCCCUUUUACAUUUCAUAUAAUAAGGGCUUGGUGAUGAUGAACUUCUCGAAUUUGAUCUUAUCUGAGAAGCACUUUAUCUGUCCUUUCAUUCUAAAUGAAAGCUUUGAUGGAUAGAGCAAUCUUGGAUGUAGGUCUGGAUUUCAUGACUUGGAAUACUUCUAUCCAGCCCCUUCUUGCCUGUAAGGUCUCUUUUGAGAAGUCAACUGACAGUCUGAUGGGAACUCCUUUGUAGGUGACUGUCCCCUUAGCUCUUGUUGCUUCUAGGAUUCUCUCCUUCAUUUUAACCUUGGCUAAUGUAAUGAUGAUGUGCCUUGGUGUGUUCCUUCUUGGGUCCAACUUCUUUGGGACUCUCUGAGCUUCCUGGAUUUCCUGGAAGUCUAUUGCCUUUGCCAGAAUGGGGAAGUUCUCUUUUAUUAUUUGUUCAAAUAAGGUUUCCACUGGUGACUGUUCCUCUUCCCCUUCUGGUACCCCUAUAAUUCGGAUGUUGGAGCGUUUAAAGAUGUCCUGGAGGUUCCUAAGCCUCUCCUCAUUUUUUUGAAUUCUUGUUUCUUCAUUCUUUUCUGUUUGGUCAUUUUUUUCUUCCUUCUGGUCCGCUCCCUUGAUUUGAGUCCCAGUUUCCUUUCCAUUACUUUUGGUUUCCUGUGUAUUUCCAUUCAUUUAAAUUAGUUUAGCCUUCAUAUGUUCCUCUAAUUUGUGACUAAAAUCAACCAGUUCUGUGAGCAUCCUGAUCACCAGUGUUUUGAACUGUGCAUCUGAAAGUUUGGCUAUUUCUUCAUUGCUUAGAUUUAUUGGCUCUGGGGCUCUGAGUUGUUCUUGAGCCAUGUUUUGAUCUGUUUGUGCCUGUUACGUAUACGGAGAGGUGCCUUUUAGGUGUUCACCAGGGCGGGGCCACCCAGGUUGCUUGUUUGCGAUGUUGUAUGUGGGGGCAGGGUUAGAGAGGGAGCAAUGGCGGUCCUCUCCGCUUGCCCAGUCUGCCUCACCACUUUCCCACACCUGUUUAUCUGAGCACAAAUGUGCAAGCCCGCCGCCCUGCACUGCCGGGGCCUGCGAGAUCUGUCUCAAUGCUUGCCUCUUCAUUGGUUUAUCUGCGUGCAAAUGCAUGACCAACCGCAGACAGCCAGCUGCACCUCUUCCCUGGGUCCACCUGUAGCUAGCCCGCACCUGGGAUCCGUGCCCUCAGCUGCCUGCACACCGCCCGGGUGGGGGGAUCUUUUUUGCCGACCUGCUCCACUGCUGGCUUCUCCCUUCUCACUGGUUUAGCUGAGUGGUUUGUUAUUUUCGGACUCUGUAUUGUUCCAUUUUCUGUGUGGUUUGGUUGCGUUUAUUGUUGUUAAAACUUUGUCGCUUUUAGAUUUGGUUGUGUGAGGACACAAAGUGUUUCCACCUACGCCUCCAUCUUGGUGGAAGUCUAAUUGUCAUUUCUUUUAUGUGUUGAGAACAAGGAAGAUCUAGUUUCUUAGCAAUUUGGAAGUUUAUAAUGCCUUGUUCUUUUCUUCUCUUAUAUUCCUUAAGUGUUUCGCCUGAAGAAUUGGAGCCUUUUCUAUGUUUUAAAAUUUCAUUUAUCUCAUCCAGAUAUAUUUUGGUGUUGCUCAUUCUAUAUUUUUUCUCUGAGUCCAGGAGAGUCCUUUUAUUAUUUAACUUAGGUUUUCUAACAUUUUAUUUUAUUAUUUUUAUUUUUAAUCCUUACCUGAGGAUAUGUUUGUUGAUUUUGGAGAGAGAGAAGGGGAAGAGAGAGAGAGAGAGAGAGAGAGAGAGACAUUGGUCAGUUGCCACUCAUGUGCCCAAACCGGAGAUUGAAACCUCAACUUAGGUAUAUGCCCUGACCCUAAAUUGAACCCAAAACCUUAUGGUGCAUGGGACCAUGCUCUAACCAACUGAGCCACAUGGGUAGAGUGAGGUUUUUUCACACUGUAGAUUUUCUUAAGUCACAUAUGUGAAUAUUUUUUUGUCCAUUUGUUCUCUUUUCCUCUGGAACAUAUCAUCCAAAAGUAUCUCCAUUGUCUGCCUUCCACAGCCAUCAACUUGUUUCCAUUACUUUCAUCUUUCUCUGUUUUCUACUGCAUUCUGAGUCCUUUUCUCAGGCCCAUUUUUAUAUCUCAGACUUGGCUUGCUGCUGAGAUCCUUGGUUGUUUUUAUACAGCUCAAAUUGUUCUCUUACAUGUCUUCUUUUUAGUUAUUAUAUUGUGUUAUCUUUCUUUUAAAAUAUAUUUCUUGAUAUUUUAUGUCAUUCAUCUCCUCUUUAAUUUUUAAAAAAAUAACUAAUUUUAAUUUGUAAUUUAUUGAUGAGAGAGACAUUAAUUUGUUGUUACAAUUAUUUACACAUUCAUUGGUUUCUUCUUGUAUGUACCCUCCCAAUGUUCAAACAUGUAACCUUGAUGUAUCAGAAUGAUGCUCUAACCAACUGAGCUGCCUGGCUGGGGCAUCUCUUCUUUAAUUUUUCUGAGGCUGUAAAAAAGUUGUUCUCCAACAUCCAUUUCUGUUCUAAAAGAUGCCUUUUAUUCAAAGUAUAUUUUUCAACUCUCUUUUGUGAUAUCACAGUUCUUUCAUCCUCCUCCUCAUCCUCUUUAUUUUUGCAUAGGUUUCAUGAUAAUUCCCCUCUCUACCACUUUUAUAAAUGGGCACAAUUCUUUCUUGCCUGUUAUUUACCCAUGAACCAGGGAGAUGAAUUCUCCUGGAUUAUUUUCUUUGCUUAUUUUGCACUAUUAGAUUCCUCUCAUGAGUCUGACGCAGAGGGCUGGGUUUUUGUUCAUUUGUAUUCUUUGUUCAGUUAUUCAGCUUCUUGUGGUUUGGGGAGAGGGGACUGGGCAGCAGGCAGCAGCAAAUAGAAUAUCUUGUCUACAGCUCUAUUGACUUCUGAAUUUGGAUAAUAGCCCCCCAACCUCCAAGGGCUGCCCUUGCAACACAGGACAUUAUCCUAUUUGCAGGAUUCUAGAAUCCAAGGAUGCUCCUAUAUCUGCCCUCAGAUGAUGAGACUAACGGUAAUCUUAGGUGUGUCUCUAGGAUGUGAGUGGAACCAGGAAUUUGUUUCUACCUGUAGUUGGAGACCCUUCACAUGCUGUCAAAGGGAACUAAUUGCUAAGUGUGGAUGUUGGCCAACCCAUCCCUCUGCUUUUUCCACUCUCUCCCCCUCUACCCAGGGCAGCUUCCUGUGUUUAUCACAGACUUCCAGACCCCAUGUAGUCAAGUCAUAAUGGACUCUGGGUAGUGGGUCCAAUGGGAAGCCCUAGGACCUGGUGAACUUUUGGAAAUGACAGCUAGACAUAGAAACCAAGGGCUCCAUGGGGACCAUCAGGACAAGGGCCAGAGAUGGGAUCCUGAGUUUGAGGUUGUGGGCAGAAGACAACGAGAGGACUAGAGCUGCAGCAGCAUCCAUGAGUUGAGAAUAAAGUGAGGGGCCAGAUUGGGGGCAGCAGUCAUACACUUGGGCACUGCAUUGACUUUUUGGGCUCCACCAGCUACUGUGAGUUCCUUAACAUCACAUGUAAGUUAGGGCAACCAUUUUAGAGGGUUUAUGAGGAUUUAAUAAAAUAAUCUUUGUGAAGCACUCAGCAUGUACUUUAGUGCAGUAAACAUUCUCUAAAGCAGGGGUCCCCAACCCCUGGGACCCAGACCCAGACUGAGGCCACAAAGUAGGACGUGAGCAGUAGGUGAUCAAAGCUUCAUCUGCAUGUACAUAUUUACAGCUGCUCUCCAUCACUUCCAUUACCACCUGAGCUCUGCCUCCUAUCAGAUCAUUCAUAGCAUUGAUUCUCACAGGAGCAUGAACCCUGCUGUGAACUGUGCAUGUGAGGGCUCUAGGUUGCUCACUCCUUAUGAGAAUUUAGUGCCUGAUGAUCAGAGGUGGAGCUGUCUCCCAUCACCUCCAGAUGGGAACCGUCCAAUUGCAGGAAAACAAGCUCAGGGCUCCUACUGGUUCUGUAUUAUGGUGAGUUGCAUAAUCAUUUCAUUAUAUAUUAUAAUGUAAUAAUAAUAGAAAUAAAGUGCACAAUAAAUGUAGUGUGCUUGAAUCAUCCCCAGACCAUCUCCUCUCCCUGCUCCCCAGUCCAUGAAAAAAUUGUCUUCCACGAAACCCAUCCCUGUGCCAGAAAGGUUGGGGACCACUGCUCUAAACAAUAGCUUAGGUUACAAUAGAAAAAGUGAGGACUUUUUUUUGGAGGGGAGAUGAUACUUCAGCUUAGGGGCAGAUCAGGCUGGGGAAGUGUAGAGGGAACCACAGCUAAUGAUUGCAUGGAGCUACAAGGGACUAGAAACUUCCCUCCCACC
This is a messenger RNA of Artibeus jamaicensis (Jamaican fruit-eating bat), 6254 nucleotides long. RefSeq names its product asialoglycoprotein receptor 2. Bases 491 to 1288 code for a protein of 265 amino acids. Gene Ontology annotation, molecular function: fucose binding; D-mannose binding. The transcript is spliced from 8 exons. Lineage: Eukaryota; Metazoa; Chordata; Mammalia; Chiroptera; Phyllostomidae. Gene Ontology annotation, biological process: biological process involved in interspecies interaction between organisms. The record is from RefSeq and is a predicted model, not a curated record. Gene Ontology annotation, cellular component: external side of plasma membrane.